Molecule: messenger RNA, 2319 nt
Organism: Verticillium dahliae VdLs.17
Lineage: Eukaryota; Fungi; Ascomycota; Sordariomycetes; Glomerellales; Plectosphaerellaceae
Exons: 3
Coding region: 1-2319 (772 amino acids)
Source: RefSeq, a predicted model, not a curated record
AUGGAAGGUGACAAGGAGAACAAAACGCAGAAGCCUGCACCCAAGCGGUCCCUAACUCCUAACCGCGCCCUGUUCGACUCAUACGACGAGGCACACCGCACGAUCGCUCGGUAUCCGGUUUUCCUCGAAGAUGUCCUUGAUGAAGAAUUCAUGUUUUCGUCGCUUCUUUACGAAAGGACAAUGAACAGUCCCCACGGGGUUCUUGAGGAGAAGACCCAGCCUCAAACCACACCCGCCAAGGAAAGCAUGGCUUCGGGCAAGGAGAAUUUCCCGCAAGCCACAAAGACAGAGGAAGGACCAUCACCUCAUUACGAUGACAUCAAAAAGAGAAAUGCUGCACAAUCGGGGUUUGAGGUUACACCUCUUUCUGGUCGUGGGAGUAUGCAGCCUCUGGGUGAUGCCUGCGCUCCUUCCCCCGUUCUACCCCCUCUGCCACCGCGCCGUGAGGGCAAAGACAAAUGCCAGACUUUCAGUCAGGUUGCCGAAAGAGCUGAUGAUCAAGAUGAUAAACUCCACUCUCUGGCCAAGGGCAGGAAGAGAGAUUUCAGCACUGGAGGAAACAGUGAUCCUGGCGAUCCCUUUGGAGGCUUCAAGACCAACUCUGACCACUCGAUCUCCGACAUUUACGAUGGGUUUGAAACAGACAGAAAGUACAGCUUCCUCUGCAGCCCUGCGGAGAAAGAGGUCUCGUCUGCUCUUCGUGAGGUCAUUGGAAUCAGUCAGCCCUCGUCUGGCCAGCUUCUCCGAUUCCGAGAUGAUCGCACUCCAUCAACGCCUGCCUUUGAUACCGCAAAGUUUGCCAGCAGACUGCGAGAGGAAAAGCAAAAACAAGCGGAGCGCAACAAGCAAGGUGGAGGUUUUUACAACAGCUCUGCAAUUGACUCGGCCUGGCACAUGUCGGACACUGAGAUCAAGAUACCCACGUCGCCGUUUCCCAUUCACUCCAGCGACCUUGGUACUCCUGAGCCUAGGGAGCCCUGGAGCCAUAUUGACCUGAGAGAUGGCGGCAACGAUUCACCAUGGACUGCGAUGCCUGCUACCUCAAGCGUAGCAGGUCACGCCCAAGAUUGGGUCACAGUCUCAGAGGAGCAACAAGACGACCCCCUGCGCACCCCUGCUGUCUCUAUGGGCAGGGUGCUCACUGGAAGUAGCGUCGCCAACUACUCAGAUCAUGUCCUUAUUGCCAACAGGCCUGAAAGUAUUCCCAUACAUGACCCCAGAGCCAUUAACCACAACCUCAUGCCUUGGUGGGACAAGCUGCCAAGCGCAGGGGUACCAUCUCAGGCAUCCCGCACAGGGCCACCAACACAGCGUGAUGACUCUUGCCAAUCCGGACUCUUCCCAUUCAACCCUCGCGGUGGUGUCCAGGGAGCUUUGAGCAAACUCUCCAGCACCGGGCGACAGUCAAAGUACGAGCGCUUUGAUGACCAACAAGGGCUUGAGAUGCAGCCGCUGCCAACGGAGAAACGUCAAACUUCACGCAACCCCUUUCGCCGCGGGCAGCCCCGCCCCGUGACGUCGUCAACUCAGACGGCGGCUGACGACAACUCGCAGGCUCCACUGUUCGCAGCUCGGCCGCUGAGCAACUACGAGCACCUCCAUUUCCCUCUGGUGGCCCUGCAGGAUGCGCAACGCAUCCAAGGAUACCGCCGUGCGAGCGGCCUCGAGGACCAGACCACGUCUGGCAGGUCCGUCAGGUACCAGCCCAUGGUGGCUCGCGGCUCGCAGCGCACGCUUCUCCUGACGCCUCCUCCCCGCACCUAUGCGAGGACCUCGUCUCUCUACAGCACUGACCUGCCGAGCCCAAGUCUGCACGGCGGUGAGACAGCACGCUCUUCCUGUACGUUGAGUCCUCGCAGUCGUUGUCGUGCCUUCCCUAUUAACAGCUUUCCAGACUAUGGCAACCCCUUGCGCCAGAACCCAACCAUGGUCUCUGGCAUGAUUUCAGGCAGCGCAUACGAGCGCAGGCCUGGAAAUCCAGCUGCAGAUCGCCUCUCCCGUCGCAGCGCACACCUAACCGGCGGCCUGCGCCCGCGGCCUCAUCUCACGACGCGCAGCAUGACCCGUCGGUACCAGGAGGGGACCGAUCCAGAGCUGGGCCGUCUGGCAGGCAGCGAGAGCAGCUACCGGCGCCACAGGUCGCUGCCCCUCUCGCCCGAGGCCCAGAAGCGGCAAACGUUCUUCUUCCUGCUGACGGUCAUCAUCGACGUGCCCCUGCCGUUCUGGGGCCUGGCCGUGCUGUACGGCAAGAUGGACUCGGCCGUGUCGUGGUGCACAAAGGGGGAGGCGUACGGUCUCACGGAGCGGCACAGGGGCUAG